AAAUCAACCAGAAGCAGAACGUCGAGAAGUGUCAAAAAUACAAGUUGUGUCGUGUCGUCGUCCUCGUCGUCGCCGCUGUGCUAAAGAAGUCUCACAAAUUAUUCAAAAAUUGAAACAAAAACCUUAGUUCGUUCGCAUCAGGAGAAAAAUAAAACAAAUUUUCCAUAAUUCGCUUUGUUCGCAAAACGAUAAAUUACGUGAAAACAUUAAUUCCAAACUUCCGUGAAUUAAAUUCAAAUGAAUUGAAAAUGUUUGUGAAUUUAUUUUAUCCUCAAAUAAAAUAAUCAAAAAAAAGUUAAGGCAAUCAAAAAGAAAUAGCUAAAGAAGAAAAUCAUAUUUUUCGCCAGCGCCCAAUUUCUUUUCUUUUUUUAUUUCCUCCUCUCUUCCCACUUCCAUUCCAUAUUUUAUUUCUUGUCGUGCUGUGUAUAUUUUCCAUUUCCAGAGUGUGUGUAAUGUGUUUCUUCAAUUCCAUUUAGUUUUCUUUCUUUCAAUUUCGCCAUCCGUAUACAGUGCUCUCGCUCGCACUAAUCUGAUUCUGACGUCUGCCGUAUUCGUCGUUCGCUCGCACUCGCAUCUACUCGACGACGAUGGUUCAUUCUUCUUGUGUAUAUAAUUUUCUUUCAUUUUAACAACACGUCAACGAAAAUGUGAAAUAAUAACAAAUAAAUCGAAUGAAAUGUAAGAAAAUCAUCAAAUUCCGGUGAAUAAUCAAACAAAUUAGCCCAAGUGCAUAAAUUAAUCGGGAAAAGAGGUUUUUGUUGAGGAAAAAGAAGUGAAAACCAAACAACGAUUCUUGGUUUUUUGACGACCUUCACUGUGAAGAGUGAAGUGUAGGAAGGGGAAGCGUUUUAUCCCAAUUUCAAUUCCAGUGUGGUGGCAUAAAUUUCUUCCUAUAUUUCAAUUUGAAUUCAAUUCGAUUCAAUUUCUCGCUCGAGUGUAUCCUUUUUUUUUUAUUGUUUUGGGGGCGUGCAGCAGAACUUGAAUUUGAAUCUGAAUCCGUAGCAGUGGCAGAAGCAGACCAGCAGCAAAUCCAUCAAAUUUUAAUUAAUUAAAAUUAAGAACAACAACCAUAAUGGCUUCGUCACACCACAACGCCAAUCUGCUUAGUUCGGAUAUUUCGCGACGUAAUCCGCAGGACGAAUAUGAAUUAAUACAGAAAAUCGGAUCAGGAACAUACGGCGAUGUUUACAAGGCAAAACGUCUGCAAAGCAACGAAUUAGCUGCUAUAAAAGUCAUUAAACUAGAACCCACCGACGACAUACAAAUAAUCCAGCAAGAGAUAAUAAUGAUGCGCGAUUGCCGUCAUCCGAACAUCAUAGCUUACUAUGGCUCUUACCUGAGACGCGACAAACUCUGGAUAUGCAUGGAGUAUUGCGGUGGUGGAAGCCUUCAGGACAUUUACCAAGUGACUGGGCCACUAACUGAACAACAGAUUGCCUACAUGUGCCGUGAAACACUAAAAGGACUCGAGUACCUGCAUCAAAUGGGUAAAAUGCAUCGUGAUAUAAAAGGAGCCAACAUCCUGCUAACAGAAUAUGGUGACGUGAAAUUGGCCGAUUUCGGUGUGUCAGCACAAAUUACAGCAACGAUAAAUAAAAGAAAGAGCUUUAUAGGAACACCUUAUUGGAUGGCACCCGAGGUAGCAGCUGUUGAACGGAAGGGUGGCUACAAUCAAUUAUGUGAUAUAUGGGCGUGUGGAAUUACAGCUAUUGAACUUGCUGAACUACAACCUCCAAUGUUCGAUCUCCAUCCAAUGCGCGCAUUGUUCCUAAUGUCAAAAAGUGGCUUCAAGCCACCAGCACUGAAAGACAAAGAUAAAUGGAGUCCAACAUUUCAUAAUUUCAUCAAAACUGCGCUAACUAAAAAUCCAAAGAAGCGUCCAACUGCCGAACGUUUGUUGCAACAUCCAUUUGUCCAAAGUGAAAUGUCUGUUCGAGUUGCCAAGGAAUUACUGCAGAAGUAUCUUAGCCCGAAUCAAUUUUAUUUCUAUUUGGAUGGUGAUGAUGAGGCAGUUGCUGGUGUACCACAAAGAAUAGCUAGUAAAAUGACUGCAAGGCCGAAUGGUAUCUCACCUCAAAACCAUACAUUGCGAACAGCAAUGCAAACAUCCCAAUGGAACGAACGCUCUUCUAGUCCAGAAACUCUACCAAGCGAUAUCAAUAAAGUCCAGACUCAAGGGUCAAAAAUUAGUGGAACAAUGAUUUUCAAUAUGUCUUUAAGGAGCCUCUUACAAUAUAUUGAUGAGGAGCUCAAGCUCAGAGCAACCCUACCACUCACCGAUAAUACCAAAGAUAUACUCAAUCCUGAUUGCUUGUGUCCACAUUCGGCCAUCAAUGGAGUUAGUCCAAGCGAUGGAGGUAAUAGUGGAAGUGGUGGUGGUGGUGGUGGAGUUAGUGGAGGUGGCGGCGGCGGAGUUAGUGGUAAUGCCGGACCACUAUCUACGAGUAUGAUUAGUAAUUUGCGAACAACCGCUGUAGAUGCAGUGAUGCCAUCCUCCAACGCCAUCAUGAACAGUAGCACCAGCAGUAGUAGUAAUAUAAGUAGUUCAUCAAAUGGCCAAAUGUUGCUACGAGAGAAUAGCAGUGGAAGCAGCAGUGGACAUGGACUAGGACACGGACAUGGCCCGAAUUCAAGUGCUGCCCAGGCGAUCUAUGCAAAUUUGGAAAGUAUGUACGCAACUGUAUCGGCAUCUUCGUCGUCAUCGUCGUCAGCAGCAACUGCUGCAACGAGGACGACAGCAAAUAAUAUGUCCAACAGUAACAGCAAUAACUAUAUGAGUAGUAGUAGCGAUGCGAAUAGCAGCCAUAACUGUGAUUUUAGGAAUGAAAGUAAUCAGGUGAGUGCAACAAACGGAGUCGAAGAUUCACCACGAAGACAUAGUUCGAUGGACCAAUUGAUGGGUUUACUCAACGAUAUGGGUAAAUCAUCAAGGACGAGAAGCCUAAGUGAUAGUGGAACACAAGAAGAAGAAAAAGAAAGAGAAACCCAACCAGACCUACUCAACAAUACACCUCCUGUGCCUCCGAAAAGAUCCCAUCGAAGACGACACACCCCGCCACGACCAAUUUCGAAUGGUCUACCGCCCACACCAAAGGUCCAUAUGGGCGCAUGCUUUUCGAAAAUAUUCAACGGCUGUCCACUGCGUGUUCAUUGUACAGCAUCAUGGAUCCAUCCGGAGACACGUGAUCAGCAUUUGUUGAUUGGAGCCGAAGAGGGUAUAUUCAAUCUUAAUAUGAAUGAAUUACACGACGCUGCCAUUGAUCAAUUGUUCCCGAGACGAACAACUUGGCUGUAUGUGAUUAAGGAUGUUCUAAUGAGUUUGUCUGGAAAAUCCUGCCAACUUUAUCGACACGACUUAAUCGCCCUACACUCCAAACAAACUCACCGUUUCUCCCUGCACAUGAAUAAGAUUCCCGAAAGACUGGUACCACGUAAAUUUGCCCUCACAACGAAAGUUCCCGACACCAAAGGUUGCACCCAAUGCUGUGUCACCCGUAAUCCAUACAAUGGCUAUAAAUAUUUGUGUGGUGCAACGCCCUCAGGCAUCUUCCUAAUGCAAUGGUAUGAUCCAUUGAAUAAAUUCAUGUUGUUGAAGCAAUGCGAAUGGCCAUCAAAUUCGGGUGUAAUUGGGGGGCAUAUAGUUCAGAAUGGUGGACAGACUCCGGUAUUUGAGAUGAUCAUCACCCCUGAGCUAGAAUAUCCAAUUGUGUGCACAGGUGUACGCAAGGGCAUGAACGGCUGCUUAAGACUCGAACUCAUCAACAUGAACAGUGGUGCGGGUUGGUUCCAUUCAGAUGAUUUGGAAUUUGAUGGAACCGCAACAAUGGUACCACGACGAGAGUUCAUCAAAGUGGUUAAAGUGCAUCAGGUGGAGAAGGAUGCGAUUUUAGUUUGCUAUGGCAAUAUCAUACAAAUUGUAACGCUCCAAGGCAAUCCAAAGCAGCACAAGAAAAUGGUCUCACAAUUGACUUUAGAUUUUACUGUCGAGAGUAUAGUCUGCCUACCAGAUAGUAUUUUGGCAUUCCAUAAGCACGGCAUGCAGGGCAAGUCGCUAAGGAAUGGCGAAGUUACACAAGAAAUCAAAGAUAUGUGUCGAACAUACAGGCUAUUGGGAUGUGAUAAAGUCGUUGCCCUUGAAAGUCAACUAUAUAGAACUGGUUCACUCGGAAGUGACGAAGGACACGACCUCUAUAUAUUAGCAGGGCACGAAGCCAGUUACUAAAUUAAUAAUACAAAUUAAAGAAAACCCACAAUAAAACUUAAACCAAUAUAAUUUAAAUUGUGGAGAAAUCCUAGAUACAAAAAAAAAUAAAA
Eupeodes corollae is the source of this 4314-nucleotide messenger RNA. RefSeq names its product mitogen-activated protein kinase kinase kinase kinase 5 (gene hppy). Gene Ontology annotation, biological process: protein phosphorylation. Lineage: Eukaryota; Metazoa; Arthropoda; Insecta; Diptera; Syrphidae. The record is from RefSeq and is a predicted model, not a curated record. The transcript is spliced from 15 exons. Bases 1073 to 4222 code for a protein of 1049 amino acids. Gene Ontology annotation, molecular function: MAP kinase kinase kinase kinase activity; ATP binding.